Messenger RNA from Saitoella complicata NRRL Y-17804, 1775 nucleotides. RefSeq names its product bifunctional sulfate adenylyltransferase subunit 1/adenylylsulfate kinase protein-like protein. The record is from RefSeq and is a predicted model, not a curated record. The coding region runs from base 48 to 1775 and encodes 575 amino acids. Gene Ontology annotation, cellular component: cytoplasm. Gene Ontology annotation, molecular function: adenylylsulfate kinase activity; ATP binding; sulfate adenylyltransferase (ATP) activity. NCBI's taxonomy places the organism in Eukaryota, Fungi, Ascomycota, Saitoellomycetes, Saitoellales, Saitoellaceae. The transcript has 2 exons. Gene Ontology annotation, biological process: sulfur amino acid metabolic process.
UGAUUGAUUUACCUCAGCUUCGCACAUCCUCCGUAUACAGAUCAAAGAUGUCUAACCCUCCUCACGGCCCCAACAACGUCCUCAAGGACCUCGUCGCUCGCGAUGCUCCCAUCCGCGCCCAGCUCACCGAGGAGUCUGCUUCCCUUCCCGACAUCAUCCUCACCGAGCGUCAGCUCUGUGAUUUGGAGUUGAUCAUCUGCGGUGGUUUCUCUCCUCUCGAGGGUUUCAUGAACCAGGCCGACUACGAUGGUGUCGUCGAGAACCUCCGUUUGGCUGACGGUACCCUUUUCUCCAUGCCCAUUACCCUCGACGUUUCCCAGGCCCAGAUUGACCAGCUCCAGCUCGCUCCCGGCAAGCGCGUUACCCUCCGCGAUCUUCGUGAUGAUGCUCCUUUGGCCAUCUUGACCAUCGACGACAUCUACAAGCCCAACAAGGAGAACGAGGCCGUCAAGGUUUUCGGUGCCAACGACUUUGCUCACCCCGCCGUUACCUACCUCCACAACUCCACCGGCGAGUUCUACGUCGGUGGAAAGGUCCAGGCCGUUAACCCCCCCUCCCACCACGACUACGUCGAGUCCCGUUACACCCCCGCCGAGCUCCGCGCUCACUUCGCCAAGCUCCACUGGCAGCGCGUGGUCGCUUUCCAGACCCGUAACCCCAUGCACCGUGCUCACCGUGAGCUUACCGUCCGUGCCGCCCGUCAGCGCCAGGCUAACGUCCUCAUCCACCCCGUCGUCGGUCUUACCAAGCCUGGAGACAUUGACCACUACACCCGUGUCCGUGUCUACAAGGCCCUCAUGCCCCGUUACCCUAACGGCAUGGCCGUUCUUGCCCUCCUCCCCCUCGCUAUGCGUAUGGCUGGUCCCCGUGAGGCUGUCUGGCACGCCAUCAUCCGUAAGAACUACGGUGCCACCCACUUCAUCGUCGGUCGUGACCACGCCGGUCCCGGUAAGAACUCCCAGGGUCAGGACUUCUACGGUCCUUACGACGCCCAGGACCUCGUCGAGAAAUACCGUGACGAGCUCGGUAUUGAGGUCGUUCCUUUCUUGCAGAUGACUUACCUUCCCGAGAAGGAUGAGUACAUGCCCAAGGACCAGGUUCCCGCCGGUGUGCAGACCCUCGAUAUCUCCGGUACUGAGCUCCGUCGCCGUCUCCGUAACGGUCUUCCCAUCCCCGAGUGGUUCUCCUACCCCGAGGUUGUCCGCGUGCUCCGCGAGUCCCACCCUCCCCGCAACCAGCAGGGUUUUACCAUCAUGUUGACCGGACACCACAACUCUGGCAAGGACACCAUCGCUCGUGCCCUCCAGGUCUCCCUUAACCAGCAGGCCGGUCGUUCCGUCACCCUUCUCCUGGGUGAGACCGUCCGUCACGAGCUCUCUGCCGAACUCGGUUUCUCCCGUGAGGACCGCUACAAGAACGUCCAGCGUAUCGCGUUCGUCGCUUCCGAGCUUACCCGCGCCGGUGCCGCUGUCGUCGCCUCCCCCACCGCUCCCUUCGACGACUCCCGCAAGACUGCUCGCGCUACCGUCGAGGCUUCUGGUUCUUUCUAUUUGAUCCACGUUGCUACUCCUCUCGAGUACUGUGAGAAGACUGACCGUCGUGGUUUGUACAAGCGUGCUCGCGCUGGAGAGAUUAAGGGUUUCACUGGUGUUGACCAGGCUUACGAGGCCCCUGCUGAUGCUCAGUUGGUUGUUGACAUGAGCAAGCUGGAUGUUCACUCUGCUGUUCACCAGAUUUUGUUGUUGUUGGAGUCUGACGGUCUCCUUGCUCUUUAA